Notodromas monacha is the source of this 2458-nucleotide messenger RNA. NCBI's taxonomy places the organism in Eukaryota, Metazoa, Arthropoda, Ostracoda, Podocopida, Cyprididae. The record is from the annotation of a GenBank genome assembly.
GAUAUUUUUCUUGACUUUUUAGAUGGCAUUUUGAAAGCGUAUCCGCGCCAGUUCGUCAGGGUUUUCCGAAUUCGGUGAUUUGAUUUUUUUUGUCUUCAACGAUGGAUUUCGAACUCAAGUACUGCUGUGAAAGCCGUGGGCUGAAACGAAGUCUCGACUCGGUAUUGGACGACUGCGACAAACUCACGACUGACGGAGACGAGUCUGCGGAUUCCUUUGGCUCCACCGUCGACUCCUUUGUGGACAAACUCGAAUUGAACCUUCCGGCAAUGUCUUUUAUGCCGACGUCGUCGUCACCUUCAUUGUCCUCGUCUCCGCCAACCCCUCCGGCGACGGAGUCUUCUCUCGUUGUGGGAUCUAAACUCUUGGCGACGCAACAAACGCUCAAUAUAGCAUUUGGGCCGCAGGGUCAAUUGUACGCCUUGUUGCCUGCUAUGGAAACUGUGCCAGAAAAGGUCAUGGUUCCUCGGCCGAAAAUUUUUGUAUCAGAAGAAGGGAAUCGGUUGAGUCAGUGUGACGACAAAAGACGUGCUACUCAUAACGAAGUCGAGCGUCGGCGAAGGGACAAGAUCAACACGCUGAUCAUGAAACUUGCCAAAAUCAUCCCGGAUUGUCCGACGAGCAAGAGCGAUAUUUUGUGCAGAGCCUGCGACUAUGUGUCUGAUCUGCAGAGAUAUUUGACCGCGUUGGAGGAAAAGUUUGAAAAGGCUGAAGUGGGCGAAUAUGAUCGACAGAUCGAAGUACUUAGUGCGGAAAACAUGGCCUUGAGAGCGGUGCUGGAACGGAACGGGAUCCCGGUUCCCGAGUUUGACGAAUCUGGCGUUUCGUGAUUAUGUUCCACGUGUUUCACACACACACACACAGAAACACACCACAAGGUCGUACCUCCGUCCGACAGUGGCUUGGCGUAGUUUUCUCUGGCUCAGCAAGUCGUGAACUUUAAAAUCCGUUAAUAAAAAAAAGAAAAAAAAAGAAAUGCGAGUGACCGCGAUUAAGCUGUUAUAGAGUAUCUAUUCUCUGUUGAACCCGUUCGAAGGAGCGGUUUUAAAUGCUGUUUUCUCUUUUGAUUUUGGGGAUGGGAUUGUUUAAACAGGAGAUUAGAGAGGCGAAGGAAAGGUCUCUUCUGUAGCUCGUGACGUGAGUUUUUUUGUUGAUGAUGAAUUCGUUGAUACGGGGAGAUCUUGGACGGUGUGCGGGUUUGGCUUGAAAUUAGGAAGCGAUCUGUUCGAUUGCAUGGUAGGGGGGAUUCCUACUAACUGAUGCGAAUGUGUGAGGUUCUAGUCUGAUUUCUCAUGAUAAUGCACCGUAUUCGAGCGAAUAUAAAACGGAUUCUUUCUGAUUUUCAGUUUUUGGCGAGUAAAAAAUCAAGGUGUUUCGUGGAAAAUCUGCUCAACUCCUCGUGCGCACGGUUGACGGAGUGGUCUAAAUCUAAAACGUUGUUCGAAUUGAAAAAAAUUUGUGUUUGUUAUCUCAUUGAUAUCUUCCUGCUGAGGAUAAGUUCGAAACGAACGUUGAACUACCUGUGUUGCGUAUUGGAAGGCAAAAAAAUUAGAUUAAAUUUUUUUUUUCUAACGCUAUGGCUUGGGAAUUGAAUUUUGCUUGCGAGGACUUGCAAUGAGCCUUGAUUUACGGACCGUCAUCGCGAUUAAUUUCGUGCGAAGAGAUUCCUGAAGGCAAUGGUUUUCCUCCCCGCCUGAAUUUCUGGCGUAUUUUGAAAGAACUGGGGAUUCGUGUUAACUUAACGAGGGACUUUUUCUACCGAAGAGAUCAACUGAAAAUAAAUUGAAUAUGUGUUUGAAGCAAUGGCUUCUUAUAUUCGCUCGAAUACGGUAUAUUAAAUAGAGGUUCUAGGAGAGGUUCAAUUCUUCUAAGAAGAUUAUAAACUUUAGAGUCUGUUUUAGACUUGUCGAAGAGCGUGACGGCGAGAAAACAAAUCGUGCAAUGAACAUGCUAUUUAAAAAAAAUGUGAUGCGUUUUAGAUUUCCAGCGUCUAUGUUUUAGAAAUACGGAUUUAUUUCUGCAUCAGUGUGGAAAGAUUCAGCGAAGCUGUGAGGAAAUUGAAUCAGGUAGUUGAAGAUCAGCUUCGAGUUUUCGCUCUGAAAACACGCGUUAUUAUUUUCGAGAACGAAAGAGUGACACUAACAAGCAAUUGGCUGUGAGAAGCUGAGCUGCCAUGAAGUGAGAAACGAUCGAUUUGUUCGAGAAGUUUGAAAGCGGCGUUAGUUGUUAACCGCGAUUAGUUGUUUCACAAUCGAUGCCGUUGUUCUACUCAGGCAAAUCUUGGUAAUUCGUCUGAGAAAAAAAAAUCUCGAUAGUUUCUGACUUCGUGUUCCAUGGUUUCAUUCAACGACGUGCAAUGUUCUGCGGAAGCUUUCAGGAAUUUUAGUUAUAUUCAGCGCGUAGUCAUUUUUAGUGAUGUUGACUCGUUUGGAGGUGAUGAUAAAAAAGGAGAAGAAAU